AUGGCUGCCGAACUGGUGGGUGGAGCUUUUCUCUCUGCUUCUCGUCAGGUUCUGUUUGAUAGGAUGGCGUCUCAAAAGGUGGUUGACUUCGUUCGUGGAAACAAACUCAAUGAAGGGCUGCUCAAGAAGUUGAAGAUCGUGCUAUUGUCUGCUAACAGAGUGCUGAAUGAUGCUGAGAUGAAGCAACUCACGGACUCAGAUGUGAGUAACUGGCUUGAGGAGCUCAAAGAUGCAAUCUAUAUCGCAGAGGACUUGGUGUUCGAGAUCAACACUGAAGCUUUGCGAUCUGAGAUUGAAGAUCACUGUGCAGGAAGCAGCACAUUUGUUAAGGUACGCAACUUCUUCUCAUCUAGAAUCGCUGUUAAGGAUGUGGAAGCCAGGAUGGUGGAGAUCGUUGACACGAUAGAAGAUCUUAUGGAACAAAAGAAACAUCUUGGUUUGAAAGAAGGUAGUGUUCAAACCAGACCUUUCACAAGAUUAUCUGCAGCUACUUUAGUGGAAGAAUCUGAUAUUUAUGGGAGGGAUGCUGAUAAGGAAGACAUCAUUAAGUUGUUGCUAUCUGAAUCUGAUGAAGCAAGUGGAGGUAGUGACAGAAUAUCUGUGAUUUCCAUUGUCGGCAUGGGUGGGAUUGGCAAGACCACGCUUGCUCAGUCUGUUUACAGGACUAUUGAUGACAGGAUCAUGACCAAACCUUUUGACAUCAAAGCUUGGAUUACGGUGUCAGAAGAAUCUGAUGUUUUCACAUUAACAAAAGCAAUUUAUGAGACGUUCACCGAUUCCCAAAAUUGUACCAUCAAGGAAACAUUUCAACUUCAACUUGAACUGAAGCUUUCUUUGGAAGGGAAAAAAUUUCUCUUAGUUCUCGACGAUGUUUGGAAUGUGAAUUAUAAAUGUUGGUAUGAUCUAAAGAGUUCAUUUGAAUCAGCCAUCUGGAAGUAA
This is a messenger RNA of Ziziphus jujuba (common jujube), 939 nucleotides long. Its product is annotated as putative disease resistance RPP13-like protein 1. Gene Ontology annotation, biological process: defense response to other organism. NCBI's taxonomy places the organism in Eukaryota, Viridiplantae, Streptophyta, Magnoliopsida, Rosales, Rhamnaceae. The coding region runs from base 1 to 939 and encodes 312 amino acids. Gene Ontology annotation, molecular function: ADP binding. The record is from RefSeq and is a predicted model, not a curated record. The transcript has a single exon.